Molecule: messenger RNA, 1833 nt
Organism: Macrobrachium nipponense
Lineage: Eukaryota; Metazoa; Arthropoda; Malacostraca; Decapoda; Palaemonidae
Product: tigger transposable element-derived protein 1-like
Exons: 1
Coding region: 1-1833 (610 amino acids)
Cellular component (GO): nucleus
Molecular function (GO): DNA binding
Source: RefSeq, a predicted model, not a curated record
AUGACGGUAAACGAGAAAGUGAAAUUAUUGGACAUGCUUAAGGCAGGCAGUAGCUAUGCGUCUGUUGCCCGCAUGUACGGACUGAAUGAAUCAACGGUUCGCUACAUAAAAAAAGAUGAAUUAAAAAUCCGUAAAACUGCCUCAAUAACGUUCUCCAAGGACACUAAGCGCGUUGUGACUCCUCGUAAUAAGAGGAUUGUGCAAAUGGAGAAUGCAUUAUCAGUGUGGAUAACAGACUGUCGGCAAAAGAAGGUUAGUCUCGAUACCAACAUCAUUCAAACUAAAGCCAAAACCCUUUAUGAUAGCCUUGUUCCUGAAGGGGGAUCGAACAAAGAUGACGAUGAUGGUGAUGAUGACGAUGAUGAUGAUCCUGCCCCACGAGAAAAACGUGGUUUUGUUGCCAGCAAGGGCUGGAUCAAGAAAUUCAAGAGGAGGUUUGGCCUUCGCAGCGUUCCGUUGUAUGGGGAGGCCGCCUCGGCAGACCAAGAGGCAGCUCUUCAUUACGUCGAGGACGAGUUCCCGAAAUUAAUUAAAGAGGGCGGCUAUAUCCCGGAGCAGAUGUUCAAUAUGGAUGAAACUGGCCUCUUCUGGAAGAAGAUGCCGUCCCGGAUGUUCUUUUACAAGGACGAAGUGAAGAAGCCAGGGUUCAAGGCCCACAAAGAUAGAGUCACUCUGCUCAUGUGCGGGAAUGCUGCGGGCUUAAUGCUCAAGCCUGGCUUAAUUUACAAGUCGUUGAAUCCUCAUGCUUUGAAAAACAAAAACAAAGCCUUGCUGCCCGUCUACUGGAUGAGUAAUAAGAUGGCAUGGAUAACUAAAGCCCUCACACUCGACUGGUACUGGUUCGUGAACUACUUUAUCCCACAGGUGAAGUUGUACCUCACGGAAAAUGGGCUGCCCUUUAAGGUCCUCCUCUUGAUGGACUGUGCAGGAGGACAUGCAACGGGCCUGCAUUACGAUGGGGUCCAAGUGGAGUUCCUGCCCCCCAGCACCACUUCCCUCAUACAACCAAUGGAUCAGGGGGUCAUUCGGGCCUUCAAGGCCCUUUACACGAGGUCCACGAUGGAGGGCCUCAUCUCCUCUAUCGACGAAGACGACGAUGACCUCAGCCUCAAGAGAUGUUGGCGGGAGUACAAUAUUGCGACGUGCCUAGCCAACAUUCAGAACGCUCUUAAGGAGAUGAAACAGCAAAUACUGAAUGCAAGUUGGAGAAAAUUGUGGCCAGACGUCGUUCAUGACUAUGAGGGAUUUACGCCAGACGAAGUUCAUCACUCCACCGUAGAUAAGGCUGUGAAGCUGGCGCGGGAGCGGUUGGUAUCCAACGAAGGUUUCUCCAACAUGACGGCGGAAGAUGUCAACUCACUGAUCGAGUGCCACUUGGAGCCCCUAACCGACGAAGACCUCGUCGAAAUGACAAGAUCGGCGAGUGAGGAAGAAGAAGAGGCAGACGACGACGACGAACCUGAGCAACGUGGCCUUACAUUGGACAAUCUGCAAGAGCUCUGCAACAUGGCGCGGGCUAUGCAAAGGGCGCAAGAAAUCGAUGAUAACAUGGUCAGAGCCAUCGAAUUCAGUAACAGUAUUGACGGUGUAAUGGCGUUGUACAAGAGCAUCUUUGCUCAGAUGGAAAAACAACAUCAACAACUUCCCAUCACGAUGUUCCUGGUGCGCCGAAAACCUCCUGCAGAAGUGUCGGAUACUCCUCCUGCUGCCUCUCCGGCUUCCUACCGAGCCACUACGCUGCCUCCUACAGUUUCUCCAGCUCUAUCGGAAGCUGCCAUCGGCAAUCCACCGCCUCUAACAACUGACGAUGAGGCGUCACCUGAGGAGCAGUAA